CGGGCGCGCGGGGCUCCCCCUCCCGGCGGCCACCUGGGGCCGCGCGCAGCAGGUGUCGGGGCGGCCGCCCGGGGCGCCGGGGACGCGGAGCGCGAGCCGGGAGCCGCGACGCGCGGGAGCUUAUUCACGUGGCAUUUUGGAACGCCAGGUAUCAAAAGUAAGAUCAUUGAAGGCAGUAAAACGGAGAUCAUCAGCCAAGAAAGACCUGCUGGAGAAAGCAGAGGAUGGAAAACAAAGUGAAAUGGUGUUUUAGCCUAUGUAUUUCAGCAGACCUUCUGCAAUUCAGCUAAAACCAUGACUGCUCUUUCUUCAGAGAACUGCUCUUUUCAGUACCAGUUACAUCAAGCAAAUCAGCCUCUAGAUGGUAACUGUUUGCUGUUUCUGAUUAUACUUGGGAAAAUACUACUGAAUAUCCUCACACUAGGAAUGAGAAGAAAAAUCACCUAUCAAAACUUUAUGGAGUAUUUUUGCAUUUCACUAGUAUUCAUCGAUCUUUUACUUUUAGUAAACAUUUCCAUUAUAUCCUAUUUCAGGGAUUUUGUACUGUUAGGCAUUAGGUUUACUAAAUACCACAUCUGCCUAUUUACUCAAAUUAUUUCUUUCACUUAUGGCUUUCUGCAUUAUCCAGUUUUCCUGAUAGCUUGUAUAGAUUAUUACCUAAACUUCUCUAAAACCACAAAACUUGGGUUUAAGUGUCAAAAAUUAUUUUAUUUCUUGACAGUAAUUUUAAUUUGGGUUUCAGUCCUUGCUUAUGUUUUGGGAGAUCCAGCUAUCUACCAAAGCCUGAAGGCACAGAAUGUUUAUUCUUAUCAGUGUCCUUUCUACAUUAGCAUUCAGAGUUACUGGCUGUCAUUCUUCAUGGUGAUAGUUUUAUUUAUGGCGUUUCUAACCUCUCGGGCAGAAGUUAUUGCCUUGGUACAGGCUGUUAGGAUGACCUCCUAUAUGAAUGAGACUAUCCUAUAUUUUCCCUUUUCAUCCCAUCCUAGUUAUACUCUGAGCUCUAAAAAAACGCUCUUGCCCAAGUUCAUUAUCUGUUUUCUCGGCACUUGGUUACCAUUUGUACUACUUCAAGUAAUUAUCCUUUUACUUAAAGUCCAGAUUCCAGCAUAUAUUGAGAUGAAUGUUCCGUGGUUGUACUUUGUCAAUAGUUUUCUCAUUGCUACAGUUUAUUGGUUUAAUUGUCACAAGCUUAAUUUAAGAGACUUCGCAUUACCUGUGGAUCCAUUCGUCAACUGGAAAUGCUGCUUCAUUCCACUUACAAUUCAGAAUCUUGAGCAAACUGAAAAGCCUAUAUCAAUAAUAAUUUGUUAAUGUUGCCAUGUUAAAAUUAAUUAAAAUGACAACUACAGUAAGAAUCAUAAUUUCACAAACGGGAAAGAAUGAAGACUCAGGACAUAUAAAGAUUGAACUGGACUGAAGCUCCCCUCCCCAGCCCCAACUUUCAUACCAUUUCAGAAUGUGUCUUUUGGGAGCUAUUGUAUUAAAAAAAAAUUCCAAGAAAAAUUUGUAUACCUGUUCAGGAACACUGUGUGUUACCAAUAUUAAUUUAAUACAAAAGUGAAAGAAGUUAAUAUUUGGCCAUACUGAUUUCAUGUAACCCAAAAAACGACUGGAUGCAAAACUGUUAUGUAAAUCUGAGAUUCUCUGCCAAUAAUAUAACAAAUGUAAAUAAACACUUUUAUUAAAUUCAGAGCACGAAAA
Molecule: messenger RNA, 1701 nt
Organism: Canis lupus familiaris (dog)
Lineage: Eukaryota; Metazoa; Chordata; Mammalia; Carnivora; Canidae
Gene: GPR160
Product: G protein-coupled receptor 160
Exons: 3
Coding region: 295-1311 (338 amino acids)
Cellular component (GO): plasma membrane; signaling receptor complex
Source: RefSeq, a predicted model, not a curated record